AUGUCUCUGGUGGUCCUGAGCUCAGAAUCACUAUAUAGUACAUUCAUAGCAACGGUUGAUCAUGUCCCGUGUGAUACUGUCAGAUCGCUUUGGCUAGUGCAAGCAUGCAACUUAGCUGUGAAGAAAGAGGAGGAGAAGAUUCAUCAACUAUUUCUUAAACAUGGUAAUCAGACACAACAGUUUGGUGCUGAUGAGUUCAACAAACUGAGAAGGAUACUAGAUAACCUAUCUAGAGAAUCUACCGAGGAAAUGGCAGCGCUUUAUAGUCAGCUUCGAUCGCAUGUGCUCAUACUUAAGGACGAGAUACUUCAACUUCAAAAGGUCGCCGAAACUCCAGCAACAAAAGAUGAUUCAAGCGCAGAGCUACUACGAAAACAGUUGGAGGACCACUAUAGACAAAAUCCCUUGCCUUCACGAACGCGUGGGGCGCCCUCAAAAAGCAGUAAGAAGAGGUCAGAUGAGCCUUCAGGUAUCAAGCUCAUUUUGAAGCUUUCGAAACAGGAUGAGCCAAGGGUGAUACGGAAAAGAGGAAGACCUCGCAAAGAGGAGACGCCGACUACAAGAGAUUCUCCUAUUGACACAAGCGAUCUUAAGAUUAUGAAGAAACCGUCCCCACGAGUAGUCAUCAAGCCCCCUAUUGCUCAGAAGAGUAAAGUGAUGCGACAGAAAAGCAGUGAUGUUCCUGAUUUCAUGCCCAUAGCUGCUAUUCAACAGGAGCCAGAGGAGCGGUACUGCUUCUGUAACCAACCUUCCUUUGGUGAUAUGAUUGCAUGCGAUAAUGACAAAUGUUCUAACGGCGAGUGGUUUCACUACAAGUGCGUUGGGCUUCUCAACAGAGUUGAGGCUCUUAAAUACACCACACAGAGGUGGUACUGUUCUGCUGAGUGUCGCGAGGCUGGCCAAGCGGCGAUGGAGAGAAAGAAGAAACAGAAGAAGAAGAAGAGAAAAAACUGGUGA
Candidozyma auris is the source of this 957-nucleotide messenger RNA. RefSeq lists its product as uncharacterized. Gene Ontology annotation, cellular component: Rpd3L complex; Rpd3L-Expanded complex; nucleus. NCBI's taxonomy places the organism in Eukaryota, Fungi, Ascomycota, Pichiomycetes, Serinales, Metschnikowiaceae. The transcript has a single exon. The record is from RefSeq and is a predicted model, not a curated record. The coding region runs from base 1 to 957 and encodes 318 amino acids. Gene Ontology annotation, biological process: regulation of DNA-templated transcription.